Messenger RNA from Zeugodacus cucurbitae (melon fly), 1827 nucleotides. RefSeq names its product membrane-bound alkaline phosphatase-like. Lineage: Eukaryota; Metazoa; Arthropoda; Insecta; Diptera; Tephritidae. The transcript is spliced from 2 exons. Bases 151 to 1746 code for a protein of 531 amino acids. Gene Ontology annotation, molecular function: alkaline phosphatase activity. Gene Ontology annotation, biological process: dephosphorylation. The record is from RefSeq and is a predicted model, not a curated record.
ACUCGCCGAUAUCCCAACGGUGUAUUGCCGCAGCCAAUCCGAAGACGGCAGUUAAACUCCAUAUGCUAAUAUCGGCCGUUUAUAUAGCAAACGGAGCACGUCGCCUAUAAAAGACGCACCCGCAACCGCUCCACAGCAGUCUGCACGAAAAUGUCGCAACAGACAGAAAAAUUGCCGAAGCUCACAGCAUUACUGCUAUUGGUUGUCGUCGUUGUCGUCGCGCAGACGACACGACACACCGCCGAAGCCGCCACUACCAUUUGCGAACUCGCCGACAAUACAGAUGACUGCAUGGAAAACGCUAUGCACCCGGAUUUUCCAACGAAACACCAACACAACGGCAAGGCCUACAGCGAACCGGAGUACACGAGCGACUUUUGGCUGCAGCGCAGCAAGGAAUUCGUACGCCAGCAAGCGAGUGCGCGACGCAAUAAGCGCGUAGCUAAGAAUGUUAUACUCUUUCUCGGCGAUGGCAUGGGUUUGACAACGUUUACGGCGGCGCGCAAUAUGCUCGGUGGACCCGAGAAGCAGCUAUCAUUUGAGAAAUUCCCCUAUACCGGCUUCUCGAAAACGUACUCGGUGAACACGAUGGUACCGGAUUCGGCGUGCACUUCCACCGCUUACUUGUGCGGCGUUAAGGGAAAUCACGGCACGAUCGGCGUUAAUGGGCGUGUCGAGCGCACCGAUUGCGCGGGUAUGGCGAACGCGGAUAAUCACGUGCACUCGAUUGCGAAGUGGGCUCUGGACGCUGGUAAGUCCGCCGGUCUCGUGACCACAACUCGCGUAACGCACGCCUCACCGGCCGGUGUGUACGCGCAUGUGGCAGAUCGUGAGUGGGAGAAUGAUGCGGUGUUGGCCGAUGAUUGUGGCGCCGAUUCGGGUUUGCCGGAUAUUGCGCAACAGCUGAUAUACGGUGAAGUGGGCAAGCAACUGAAGGUGAUCUUCGGCGGUGGCAAGCGUGAGUUCUUGGACACACAGUUCUAUAAGAAGGGCAAACGUCAGGAUGGACGCAAUUUGAUUGCAGAGUAUUUGGAACAGUCGCCGGAUAAUGCUUUUGUCGAGACACGUGAGCAGUUGCUCAAUUUGAAGUUGGAUUCUUACAAACGCGUGUUGGGUCUCUUCGAGCGUUCGCAUUUGGAAUAUCACUUGGAUGCCGCAGAUACGCAACCGACUCUGAAGGAAAUGACCGUGCGCGCCAUUGAGAUGCUGAAGAAGGAGGAUGGUGGAUUCUUCCUCUUCGUCGAAGGUGGACGCAUUGAUACAGCACAUCACUCAAAUAUGGCGCAAUAUGCUUUGGAUGAGACGGUGGAGUUCUCAAAAGCGAUCGCCGCAGCGCGUGAACUGACUUCGGAAGAGGAUACGCUCAUUGUUGUGACCGCAGAUCAUUCACAUGCGUUCAGCUACGCGGGCUAUCAGGACCGCGAUAGCGAUAUUUUCGAUGUCGCACCAGCUGAGGGCACCGAUGACACACCCUACCUAACGCUGAGCUAUGCCAAUGGUCCCGGUUUCGAGGAUUACUACAACACGGAGAAAUUCAAGCGUCGCAAUCCACAAAAAGUACGCGCUCAAGUGAACAGCUUUCCCGCCACAGCACCGUUGGAGAGUGCUACACAUGGUGGUGAAGAUGUUGCCGUUUUCGCUUCCGGUCCGUGGUCACAUCUCUUCACCGGCGUUUAUGAGCAAAAUACCAUACCGCAUAUGAUGGCGUAUGCUUCGUGCGUGGGCGAUGGUUUGAAAGCGUGCUAAAUGAAGUUACAUAUGUGAGUUAAGUUGGUUGUGAAAAGUGAAAAUUUUACUAAAAAUUAUUAAAAAUAAAUUAAAGGAGAA